This is a messenger RNA of Populus euphratica (Euphrates poplar), 2140 nucleotides long. RefSeq lists its product as uncharacterized. The transcript has a single exon. Lineage: Eukaryota; Viridiplantae; Streptophyta; Magnoliopsida; Malpighiales; Salicaceae. The coding region runs from base 486 to 1748 and encodes 420 amino acids. The record is from RefSeq and is a predicted model, not a curated record.
CCCUGUAGGAGAAGAAAAGAAAACAAAAAAGAAACUGUCUCCGUCCCUCCAUUAAAUCAUUGAUCGAUGGUUAGGGGUGUUUGCAGAUAAUGUGUCGCUGAUGUGUUAACACGAGAAGGUUAAUCAGUGGCAGAAGGAAUAAAUCAUCGAUCUGAAAAUGCAAAAUUAAGAAAUGGAGGUGCAGCGGUUGAGGCAGUUGAUGUUGCUUUGGUCUAGAAUACAAAGCACCCGUGUGGCCCUCGUGGGUGGGAAUCACACCGCCGCCAGGUUUUGUACUCGCUAAGUUCUUGUUUUGCUGCUCUCCCUCCCGUUAUUUACCUUAGAGAUUUAAUUGAUUAGACAUCUUGCUUUAAGGUGAUUUAGAUUUCUUCAUUCCUGCAUGUAGCUUGGUUUUCUCGUAGAAAUUCACGUUCAAUAUUUAGCAAACUUCAUCAGCCUUUAUUUUUUGAAUUAUAUUGUUUCUGCCAUAAUCAAUUUUUGCAAUUAUGGCAAUUCAAUUUAUACAACGAUUUCAAUCCAAAAACCUCAAGAAACACAGGCACUUACCCUUGCAUACCAAAAGCAUUGAUUUUUAUGGCGACAAAUACGUGAUCAUCAAGCUCCCUAACAUUAGGGCCUUGAGGCUUCUCGCACAAUCCUUGCUUUUGGCGUUGAUCUUUGCCACAUUCCCCUUAUUGAGAACACUUUCCGAUGCUUCUAUAUCCUCUGGGUCACCUAUUCUUGAGCCCGAAUCUGAUCCCGAUUUAUUCGAUGCUAAGGUCUUGCCUUUACUUAUCCAUGAUUUAACAAACGAGGGGCUACUUAAAACGGGGGACAAAACAGUUUUUGUGGGCAGUGGCAAUGGCAAUGGCAUUGGUAAUGCCAUUCACAUCUCUAAGAUCCUCAAUGUCAAUGAUACGAAAAUCAUCUCUGCUGCUAAUUUGGAUCGACAACGCUCAAUUCCUGGUGAAGCACUCGACUUUGCCUUCACCUAUGAUGACUUCCAUACGACCUCAGAAUUCAUUGACCGGACUCUCAAAGUUGGUGGCAUUGCGGUUGUUCAACUAAGCAAUGAUCCUUCCUCUGCAUUCGACAAGCCUUUCAAUUAUAAAAUAGUUUAUCUCAGGAGAUUUCAGGCCGCUAAUAUUUUGGCCAUGAGGAAAACAGGAUAUGGGGAUACUAAUUUGAUCACUCAAAGGCGGCUUCUAGGAUAUCAUGCCAACGAGGCAAAGAAAGCAGCACUACAGAACCUGGAAGAUGUUCUCCUGGAACCUCCGCGGGCAGCAUCGGGUAAAUCGAGCAGAUACCUGAAAAAGACAAGAUAUCUGCCAGACUUAAUGGGUGAUUCACUUGAAAGUUAUCCUCGUCGUGUGUUCAUUGAUGUGGGGUUGCCAGAGAAAGACGGUGGAAGUGGUAAUGGAUGGUUCGCGAAGAAUUAUCCUACAAGAAAUCUUGAUUUCGAAAUGUACAAGAUUGAGACAGUGACUGAGCAAUCGUCAGGGAAGGAGGUGCCUCAGGUAGAAGAAGUUGGGAUGUCAGAUUGGUUGAAACAUAAUGUGAAGGGGGAAGAGUAUGUGGUGAUGAAGGCAGAGGCGGAAGUGGUGGAGGAGAUGGUGAAAAGCAAGGCAAUAAGGUUAGUGGAUGAGCUUUUCUUGGAGUGCAAGCCACGAAGGAAUGGGAAUGGCAGCAAAAAGACCUACUGGGAAUGCUUAGCAUUGUAUGGAAAGCUAAGGGAUGAGGGUGUUGCAGUGCACCAGUGGUGGGGUUGAUCGACGAACAAGAUCGAAAAAAGAAAAGGGAGACCAAUUUAAAUUAACAUGUUGCAAUUUACGUGCUGUUGUUUUUUUUUUUCUUUAUUUCAUGUCGUUUGUGCGUUUGAUAUUUUUAACUUGCGGGGGUGUUACGAGCUUAUUGUAAAUUAUUUGAAGAUUCGAUCAACAAUGAGAUUGAGAUGGAGUGUUCCAAAACAGUUUGAAGGGCUUUUCCAUUUUCAUUUGAAAGCAGAGUUCUCCAAACCCCACACACACACAUAUAUAUAGGAUAAAUCCUAAUUCAUAUCAAUACAAUUAGCACUCUCAUUUUGUUUUCAUAAUUAAACAAAACCUUAAUCUAUGAUACAACACAGCUUCUAUGACAACAGGACGUGUCCUGUUUAAUUAUU